AGAGCUACACGGCGAAAACACGCAAGUCGAGCACACGUGCGCGCGCCGCUCAACGAUCCACGUCCUUCCGCCGACAGGUCUCGCCGCCGGCCGGCGACGAUGUUUCUGGUGGAUUGGUUCUUCGACGUGCUGUGUUCAUUGGGGCUUUGGCAGAAGGAGGCCAAGAUCCUCUUCCUCGGCCUCGACAACGCCGGCAAGACCACCCUGCUCCAGAUGCUCAAGGACGAGAGGCUGGCUCAGUAUAUGCCGACCCAGCAGCCGACCUGCGAGGAGCUGAGCAUCGGGCGGAUCAUGUUCAAGGCGUUCGACCUCGGCGGUCACCAGAUCGCGCGCCGUGUCUGGAAGGACUACUACGCCAAGGUCGACGCAGUCGUGUACGUGGUGGACGCUUUCGACAAGCAGCGGUUCGCCGAGUCGAAGAAGGAGCUGGACGGCCUCCUCUCCGCCGACGAGCUUUCCGGCGUGCCCUUCCUCGUGCUGGGCAACAAGAUCGACCUCGCGUACGCGGCAUCCGAGUUUGAGCUGCGCCACCAUCUCGGGCUGGACUACUACACCACCGGCAAAGGCAACGUCGAUCUCGCCGGCACCGGCAGACGGCCCAUCGAGGUCUUCAUGUGCAGCAUAGUCCGGCACAUGGGAUACUACGAAGGCUUCACCUGGAUGACGCAGUACAUCAAGUAGACACACACACGGCAUCUCUCUACUUUCUCUUGUGACACUACUCGUGUAAAUUGCAACAGGAACAUAUAAACUCUGAUAGCGCGAAUAAUAACAAAUUAAAACAAUGACUCA
Lolium perenne is the source of this 792-nucleotide messenger RNA. RefSeq names its product small COPII coat GTPase SAR1A. The record is from RefSeq and is a predicted model, not a curated record. Gene Ontology annotation, biological process: intracellular protein transport. Gene Ontology annotation, molecular function: GTP binding; GTPase activity. Lineage: Eukaryota; Viridiplantae; Streptophyta; Magnoliopsida; Poales; Poaceae.